AUGGAUUGGCUGACGAGAGGAGCUGGAAUUGACGAGGCUUUGGCAGGCUUCGUUGCUGAAAGCCAGCCUUUCUGCGACUAUUUAAUUGCCGCGGCGAUAAAAACGAAGCGAUGUCUCAUCCACCGCGUGUGGCUGGAUUCUGCUGACGCUCGCCAAGCCUUCAAACGCAGCAACCGACUCGACACUUGGACUGGCUACGACGUCAUUCUCCCAGAGUCGUCAUCCACGUCGUCGUCGACACCGUGCUCGUCACCGAUUGCCACUAAGCGGAACCCGGACGCCAGUCGACACCGGAAAACGCAGUCGGGAGUGUCGUGGUGGCAGCGAAGACCGGGGCUCGGCGCGGGAGAGACAUCUGGAUCACAUCCGGGGAAACGGAGGUCAUCGUUUCGUGACCGGAAUUCUCCCGUAGGGAAACCCGAGGAUUUUGCGCAACGAGCGAGAAGAGUUAUUCAGAAAAUCGCGUCGGUGGAUUCGGAAAAGGUCAACAGUCUGAUCGAGGACGUGAAGAAACUCAAGCCCGAGUACCAACGUUUGCUGCUAAGUACUCUCCAACCCCUCGCGACGCAAGUAAAAUCCACUGGAAACUCAUCCAACGCCUCCUCCACUCCUAAUUCUGCAAGAAAAGAAGCACUCAGUCCUUGGGUCGAAAACGAGUUUGACGAAUUGGCAAGACGCAUUUCGGAAGCAGCUUUAAACUCGGCCCUCGCUGACGAAUCCUUCCUCGCUUUACUUGGCGACACUUGCUGUCCAUGUCCAAUAAACGGAACCCGGACGCCAGUCGACACCGGAAAACGCAGUCGGGAGUGUCGUGGGAAACCCGAGGAUUUUGCGCAACGAGCGAGAAGAGUUAUUCAGAAAAUCGCGUCGGUGGAUUCGGAAAAGGUCAACAGUCUGAUCGAGGACGUGAAGAAACUCAAGCCCGAGUACCAACGUUUGCUGCUAAGUACUCUCCAACCCCUCGCGACGCAAAUAAAAUCCACUGCAAACUCAUCCAACGUCUCCUCCACUCCUAAUUCUGCAAGAAAAGAAGCACUUAGUCCUUGGGUCGAAAACGAGUUUGACGAAUUGGCAAGACGCAUUUCGGAAGCAGCUUUAAACUCGGCCCUCGCUGACGAAUCCUUCCUCGCUUUACUUGGCGACACUUGCUGUCCAUGUCCAAUAAGUACCGCGGAAUCCCUGUUCGAUCAUCAUCAUCAGCAGCAGAGACACACACUGGUUAUUCGACCACCUUACGACCCUUUCUCUCCGGACGAAGACGAGAGCGACACCUGUUCAACAACGUCAGAGUCUUCGGCUGACGGUGCCGCGAGCAAUAAGGCAUUAACGCUUAGGGAUUUGGUGAGCGUCGCUGCCGGGACGUUGUGUGAUUUGGUGCGAGUCAGAAGAGUCAUUGUUGGACCCAGUGAAAACCCGCAGGAAGUGGGAUUAGCUGGAUCUAAUUCCGCUGACGUGGGAGUGAUUCCUUGGGUUUGCCAAAUACCAGACACUUUUUCAAGUAAUUUGAGUCGAGAUGGAAGUCAGAAGAAUAAAUCCAGGCGAACUUCAGCAUCCUCUUAUGUUGUCACUCCUUUAGCAGCACUGAUUUUUCUGCUGCAUCCCGAAGGAGGUGUGAUACGAAGCAUCCGAUUCUGGAAUUACUGGUCUCGUGAAGAGGGCUUUGAGGCAGGUGCAAAACGUAUCCACGUGACACUCAACGGUCGCAAGGUUGCGCUGUGUGAUCUGCCAUCUGCUUCUGAAAUAUCUGGUGCGACAUCUACCGAAGAUUUUAGUAACGGUGAGUUAAGCCUGCCAUUCGCUGUUUUGCAAAUGUGGUCCGGGAACGACGCGCCUUCAUUGUCAGACUCGUCAUCGUCGGUUGGCCCCGCUGACGACGGUUACUCCAGCGGGAUCAAUCAUCUGAUAGCCACGAUGCACAGCAACGCAGCCCAGAUGGGGCUGAAGAGACAAGUGCCCCAAGCCCUGGACGCCGGGUUGCGGGGCAGCACUGGGUCCCUGCCCAGGUGGUUCGAGGACAUCUCGUUGUCUUCGAGGCCCAAGUCACAGAGCUCAGUGAACCACGAAUGCUACAAUUCUACAAAUGGAGAAUUGUCCGGAAGAGGAGGAAUUCCACCCGAGCUCGGAAUGGAUCUAGACUUCGAAGAGUGCGGACCGUUAAACCGGAGCAUCUCUUUCCAGAAUGUGGAAAUGUUGAGGGAGCAGCAGCACCACCCCCACCACCACACCCACUACCCGAGCAACGACCAGGGCAAUAACAAACCACGACCCGGCUCCAACCGACCCCAGCGACCGGAAAGGGUCAGUUCCGCCCGUUACGGCCGCAGAGCCAUUUCCGCCACACCUGCCAGUCGCGCGGCGCCGCUGCUGCCGCCCUCUUCCCUGCACCUCCUGCAACUCGACGGCCAGACUCCGUCGACGCUGCAGUCGUCGUCGGCGUCGUCGUCGUCGAGACCGGCGUCGUCAUCGCCGUCGCCGUCGUCGUCGGGUCUCGUCGCAGCUCCGUGGCUCACGUUUCGUCGGGGAUCCGUGCCGCCUAAUUUGAGAACCGUGGACGACACUCAGCAUCAUCAUAAUCAAUCGUCGUCCCCGGGCGACGACGAGGAAAGAGACUUUCUGAGUUCGGCGGGGGGUCGUCGUGACGAUGAUUUUGCCCUGGAGCUGGAGGAGUCGUGGAAUUCCUUGGCCAGCUUCAACAUGACCCAACGCGGUCGAUUGUGUUUUGGGGUCUCGGAAGGGGAUGCGAUGGAAAUGUAUGCAAACCAGGCCAGGGGAAACAAGCCUUUGUCCCAGUCAAACAGCAACGACGACGGGGAAGGAUUCAUUAUACCGGAACUGCCCAAGGGGAAAAUCCUGACACUGAACAUCAAGACCACUUGGGGUGACAACCAUUACGUCGGCCUUAAUGGCAUCGAAGUGUUUUCGAGUCAAGGAAGCAGUGUUGAAAUUGCUCGGAUUUGGGCGAAUCCUGCAGACAUCAACGUCUUGCCCGAGUACAGCAAGGACCCCAGAGUGGUGAAGAACUUGAUGGACGGGGUUUAUCAAACCCAUGACGACUUCCACGUUUGGUUGGCGCCAUUCACUCCAGGGAAGGAACACCUCGUUUGUCUCGAAUUCAAAAAGCCAGAUUCCAUCGCCUUAAUCAGAAUAUGGGGCACAUUACCAUCAAUUAGGAGUGUUGUGGGAGGUGGAAGAAGAGGAAGAAUGGACCCCAGCAGACUCAUGAGCACAUUCCUCAGUGGGGGCGACAAGGAAUUUCCCGCCCUCUGCGCAGCCAUGACAGUUUGA
Notodromas monacha is the source of this 3285-nucleotide messenger RNA. NCBI's taxonomy places the organism in Eukaryota, Metazoa, Arthropoda, Ostracoda, Podocopida, Cyprididae. The record is from the annotation of a GenBank genome assembly.